CUUCCACCUGAUUAAAGAGCCUCCAACGUUCCCCAGCAGCCAACUUUUUUAUUACGCGCCGAAGGCGGAUAAAGGCAAAAGUAAUACUUUUUAAAAUAAACAGGAUUUUCAGUUUUUUACUUUUCCACUGUUUUGUCCCUCUCAGGACAGAUUCGUCGGGAAAAAGAGGCUCGGUCGCGGCGGCUCCUCUCAUCACCAGGAAAGAUGUCUGUCACUUCCUUCGUCGGCCGAGUACUCUUCGCUUCCAUCUUCCUCCUUUCUGCCUGGCAAGAGUUCAGUGAUUAUGGCACCGAUGGAGGGUCGGCAGCAAAGACUUUGGCGCCCAAGCUACAGGUCUUCUCGAAGCACGUGGCGGAGCGGACAGGGUUUGAAGUUCCUGAAUUCGAUAUUAAGGCUGCAGUUGCAGCUGCUGUGGCCAUGAAAGGAGUCGGUGGCCUCCUUUUCAUCGCUGGCAGCUCCCUCGGAGCUUAUCUUCUGCUUCUGCACCAGCUGAUUUUCAUCCCCAUAUUGCACGACUUCUACAACUAUGAUCCAAGCAAGCAGGAGUUCAACCCCAUCUUCAUCAAGUUCACUCAGGUCAGUUCUGGCUCCCAUCACCUUCUCUCUCUCGUCAUCGAAACUGUCUGUGAUGCAUGUAUGUGAUAUCAUCGUGUAUUUAUUUUCAUACCCCAAUGAUUUGAUGAUUUUGCUGCUGUAGAACUUGGCGCUGUUCGGAGGCCUGCUCUUCUUCAUCGGCAUGAAGAACUCCAUUCCCAGGAGGCAAUUGAAGAAGAAGCCGCACAAGAAGCAGCUAUGAGAAACAGACAUUUUCGGGGGUUGGGAGUCACCUACAAACGUGGAAUUUGUCCUAGUGUUUUUUGUAUGAAUGUAUCAGAAUCUUGACGUUUAGAGGAUAGGUAAACGCAGAUAGAAGAGCAAGAAGAAUGGUAUAGGAACAUGUCUUUUAGCUUUGUUAGUUCGACCGUUUCAUAGUUUCUUUACAGUUCGAACUCAAAAUCCUCUACCUUUUUCUAAGACAAUACAUGUUGAAAACGUCGUUUAGUCAUUGCAUGCGGCGUCAUGGAUGCUCAAGAUCUGUUACAGUUAGCUGAAAAAAUCUAUCAGGGCCUCAAAUCUAACUGGUUGAGACAGGUUCAUCGAAGAUUGUGUCGGCUCAAUAUAUUUUCAAGUUC
This is a messenger RNA of Linum tenue, 1172 nucleotides long. The record is from the annotation of a GenBank genome assembly. Lineage: Eukaryota; Viridiplantae; Streptophyta; Magnoliopsida; Malpighiales; Linaceae.